AUGUCCGAUCUCUUCGUGGCACUGGACUAUUUCAAGGAGAUGAUCGCACCACAGGAAAUUUUGAUCCCUCAACGUCAAGUUGAUCAACAGAGGCGUUUUGAUGAUCAGUUGCUUCAAACGCGGCUUCGCAUGCUCAGCUUUUUCAACAAAGUUGGGCUCCAUUUGGCGUUCCUGUUUGCUGUUACAGCACUUUGGAGGCUGAUGCAGCAUCCAAGCUAUGAACCCUUCUCUGAGUUGAUAGCCUCAUUGAUUGGAUAUUUUGGACAUAUCUUUACGGAAGGGAACGUGACAACGAAUCGUCAUUUCCGAUAUGUCACAUUCACAUUCGGCUGCUGUCAUUUCCUGUAUUCGAUGGGCGUUGCCUUGGAGACGAAUUUAGUGGUGUUUUUGUGUCAAGAGAAGCUCCUCGUCGUGUUCCUGUUUCUUCUGGCUGUUGUUCUGAUCGAUUUGAAGGUGAUUUUGACGUUGUACAUUAGCGAAUCUGUAGUCUUCACCCUCAGAUUCUGGUUCCUCAUUGGCUUUGAGAAACUAACUCCCAUCAUCAUUUUCUCAACUCUGACCAGUCACUUUGUGGUGGCAAUAACUCUUGUGCUCGUUAUCCACAACAUUCGAUCUAACAUCGCAGCCAGACAAAAUUCUGGCAGCGCAUCCUCCUUGAUGUUGGGAUUUCGACACGUCCUGCGUGGAGUCUGCGAUGGUGAUUUCCUCUUGGAUCGAAGCAGCUGUUAUAUCCUGGAUGAUGCCAGCUGCUUGGAGCGGCUGUUGAAGUCCAAGAAGAAGCUGUCUGAGAGCAACUUCCUGGACCUCUUCCUGGAUCCGGAAAGCCGUUUGAAUUUUUUGAAUUUCCUACAUGCACAAGAUCCGUCUGAGAUGAGCACCCCAGGUAUACCACGAGGCUUGAGGGUUUCACUGCAGGGAGCAGAUGGUCCCGUUUCGUUGGAUCUCUUCCACACCAGGAUUCCCAGUCAGGACUCGGCCGACUAUUGUUUGUUGGCCAUGAAAGAGGAUCCAGAACAAAAGCCACCACCCGACGCAUCAGAAGCCGGAGCCAGAGCACUUCCAAGAAAUUUUGCCUCGACAGCUCCCUCUUGUACGCGAAGCUCAGAGACGGAAAUUGUGGAUACCUGUGAAGAGCUCAUGGAAAUUGCUUUGUUGUUUACCAAUGAGACUGGACUUCUGGAUGUCAAGGAAUCCGUUGAGGAAGAAGGAGGCAUUGCGGAAGGCGACAAAGAGCGUCAGCAUCGAAGCGCUUCGAUGGCGGCGCUCAUCGAGCAAGCGGCCGCCGCCGCCCCCACGGUUUUUGAAAGCCAGCCGCAGCGCCGCUCCGCCGACGCCUCGGCGGCCGAGAGCGUGGCCGUGGCCUGCGGUGUGAAUGCGGCGUCCAUGGCAUGGGAAAGUCAGCCGGAAGCCUCCAAGGCAGAUGUGCUACACAGAAAUGGUCCCCAGACCUCAGAUGCGGAGAAGUUGAUCCAAAGCGCCGCGGAGCAGUGGAGCAGCGGAGGUGACAUCGUGUACGAGAACGCGCCGGCGGAGAGUUCCGCGCAUGUGACCCAUGCCUCGGCCGUGCAGGCCACGUCGGCUUCGGUCUUUGAGAGCACGCCCAGCCUUUCUCAAGCUGAUGCGGUGGCAGCGCACGUGGCUCACACUGAAAGUGCCAGGAGACUCAUCGAAACGGCGGCCCAACAGGCCGAGAAGAACCAACUCCGGGAGUUCUCGGAGGACUCCAAGGACUCCAAGGUUCGCGAGGCAGCCGAGCUACUCCAACAAGCCGCUUUAGAGCAUGCGCAGGGCAACGAAGGUAGCUCCUUUGUCUUCGAGAGCGUGCCCAAGGAGAGCUCCGCGCACGCGCGCCACGGCGCCGACAGCGUGGAAGAGAGCGAGGAGGAGGUGACGGAUGACGAGGACUAG
Messenger RNA from Cladocopium goreaui, 1908 nucleotides. The record is from the annotation of a GenBank genome assembly. NCBI's taxonomy places the organism in Eukaryota, Dinophyceae, Suessiales, Symbiodiniaceae.